CAGGUACUUGUGCUGCCUGUCCCCCAUCCCCGACCCCUUCCACGUCCUGCUCUUCAUUGCGGCGUCCGCAGGAGUCGCCAGGAUGAGAUGAAGCCCCGCCCUCCCGACUCCGACCUGAACUUGCACUUUCAAGGACAGGAGAGGGGCAGGGAGGAGCUCCUGCUGAAGUCCCUGGGUCGGCCUCUCGUCGCCAUUCCCACCGGCAUCGUCCUGACCCCCAGCACGAUGCUGCUAACAGGACAUAUGGGCCCCUGCUCAACCAAAUCUUCGGGAAGGUCAGGUGGAGCCUGGGCAGGGCUAGGGCACCUGGGGGUGUGGGGUGGGGACUCAUACCCCUCAGGCUCAGGCCACCCUGCCCCUAAGUACCAGGCCACCUACCUCUUUUGCCCCAGACUUGGCAGCCUGGGCUGUGAAGCAGGGGUGCCACAGUUAGGAUGGGUGGUGAUCUCAGGCUGGCCUGGGCAGAGCUGGUGAUGGCACCCUGGGCUCUGCGGGAGCUUGAGGCCCUGGAGCAUGAAAGGGGCUCUUUCCUCCUGGGGCUAUGGGAGUCCAGAUCCCUUUGGCUGCCCUGGGCGGGCUGGCCCUGCUGAGGCCAGCAUGAGGCCAGCAUGGGCAGGGGCCCUGGAGACAUGCUGGACUAUCCCCUACAGGACCGUGAGCUGGGCCCCGAGGAGCUAGAUGAACUCCAGGCUGCCUUUGAGGAGUUUGACACUGACCGUGACGGCUACCUUGGUUACCGGGACCUGGGCGACUGCAUGCGGACCCUGGGCUACAUGCCCACCGAGAUGGAGCUCCUGGAGGUCUCACAGCACGUCAAGAUGCGUAUGGGUGGCCGUGUGGACUUCGAGGAGUUUGUGGAACUGAUAAGCCCGAAGCUGAGGGAGGAGACAGCGCACAUGCUGGGAGUGCGGGAGCUGCGUAUCGCCUUCCGAGAGUUUGACAGAGACAGGGACGGACGAAUCACUGUGGCAGAGCUGCGGCAGGCCGCACCGGCUCUGCUGGGGGAGCCGUUGGCGGGCCCUGAGCUGGAUGAGAUGCUCCGAGAGGUGGACCUCAAUGGGGAUGGCACCGUAGACUUUGAUGAGUUUGUGAUGAUGCUGUCCACUCACUGAGGUUGCAGGAGGGCAGCUCCCUUGCCCCUCGGGCCCUGCACCCCAGGACUGAGGCUGCACAUCCUUCCCCAAGAGGUUACAGGAUGGACGGGACCCAGCUGCCCCCAGGCUUCUAACACCUGGUAACAUCUGGCAAUGUAGGGCCUGAGAGUCUGCUUGUUACGCCACCCGUCCGCCUUCAUCCUCACCUCCCCCUCCUUGAGCUGCAGGAGAACGCUGCUCACAGCUGCCCACCGUUCCCCAGUGGGAGCAAGAUUAGGAUCUCUCCAGACCCUUGGGAGGUAGGGAGCUCCCUGGUACUGGCAGCUUCAAAGGUGGGCAGUGUUGGGAGGAUCCCUGGUAAUAUGGUGUAUUGAGAAGGUGGCCAGACCCCUCUCACUACUUAGAUAUAUAAAAUGAUUUUUAUUUAAAGCCAAUUUGAAAGAUAGAAAGGAAUGACCCCAAAGAUCAAAGACUGAAAUCAAGCUAGGGUGUGGGGGGGAGCAGAUGCCGUGGUUUCACACUUGGUUAUAGGCUUGGGCACUUGGGCUCUGACACCAGUGAGUAAUAGAAGACCCAAAGAGUCUGGAAAACAAGAAAUGGCCUUCCUGGAAACAUUGCAGGGUCUCAGAGCUACCUGUUCUUGAAACAUGGACUGAAACGUAUCUCCACCGACUAGCCUGACAGAGUGGCAAGGAGGCAGAUGCAAGUUGCCCUGCAGAACCUGACCUGCACUUCAAGUAGGAGUGUGGUCUAUCUCCAGAGUGAAAAACUGAAAAAAACUGAACACCCCCCCAGAAAAACAAAUAACUGCUGAGAAGGGGCAUUCUCUCAACUCACAUGGACACAUGGAACUUCAAAAAAAAGAAAAACAAAAACCCUGAUUUCUCCCCAAAAUGAACUCAUGAUAAAAAUUAUGGUUAAAUAAGGAAACAAACCACCAUGAGGGAAGUUAGACAGAUGCCAAAACAGGAGAACUGGCAUUUUCAGUGUAAAUAAUAGAACAACCUAAAAGACCACAAAAAAAAAAAAAAACAAUAA
Molecule: messenger RNA, 2132 nt
Organism: Nycticebus coucang (slow loris)
Lineage: Eukaryota; Metazoa; Chordata; Mammalia; Primates; Lorisidae
Gene: CABP4
Product: calcium binding protein 4
Exons: 6
Coding region: 609-1112 (167 amino acids)
Molecular function (GO): calcium ion binding
Source: RefSeq, a predicted model, not a curated record